UUUGCAUUUUUUCUAGGCUUCAUCCUCUUGAACUACGGUGAUCAUCGCCAUGGCAUAGGCCUUAGACUACACCUUGCACAUUGUGCAUUGGAUGGGUUCAAUGUUUAAGUUGAUACAUAGAUGGAACCUCCUUCAUCCAUCGAAGUAUCUACAUUGUUCACGAAUAUUUCACACAUCAGUGUCAGUUACGAUGGCUGUGAAGCAACGUUUCAAUGAAAUUAUAAAAUCUGAACAAGAUGACAGGUUCUAUAGAGGUCUUGAGCUCCAGAAUGGAAUGAAAGUGAUCCUCAUCAGUGACCCAAAGACUGAUAAGGCUGCUGGUUCUCUGGAUGUCCAUGUUGGACAUCUGUCUGACCCUGAUGAUAUAGAGGGCUUGGCUCAUUUUUGUGAGCACAUGCUAUUUCUUGGCACAAAGAAGUACCCAACAGAGAAUUCAUACUCCAAGUUUUUAUCAGAACAUGGGGGAUCAAGUAAUGCAUUCACAUCAGCUGCUGACACCAAUUAUCAUUUUGAUGUUGCUCCUCCCUAUUUGUUUGAAGCUUUAGACAGAUUUGCCCAGUUCUUCAUCCAUCCUUUGUUCACUGAGAGUGCCACUGAGAGGGAGGUCAAUGCUGUUCAUUCAGAACAUUCCAAGAAUAUCCCAAGUGACUCCUGGAGGAUUGAUCGAGUCUCUAAAGUUACAAGCGAUCCUCAACAUGCAUAUUGCAAGUUUGGAACUGAGUCAUUGGAGGAACUGGAGGAGAGAGUUGCAGAGUUGUUCAGUGAUGUCAAGAACAAGGACAUCCAAGCUCCUGAAUGGCUAGACCAUCCUUACAAGGAACCCCAGCUUCGAAAAGUUCUGGAAGUUCUGCCUGUCAAGGACAUCAGGAAACUUACUCUCAUUUUUCCUAUUCCUGACUACAAACAAUUUUACAGAAGUGCUCCUGAGCAUUACCUGUCCCAUCUGAUUGGUCAUGAGGGACCAGGGAGCAUUUUAUCUCUGCUGAAGGAAAAGGGAUGGGUAAAUACUUUAGUUGCAGGAAAAUAUGCAGGUGCUCCUGGAUUUGCAUUCUUUCAAGUGAAUGUUGAUCUCACUGAAGAUGGCUUGGAACAUACUGAAGAGAUUGCAGAAAUCAUAUUUCAAUAUUUGAAGCUCCUUCACGUUAGUGGUCCUCAAGAGUGGAUAUUUGAGGAGUGCAGGAAUCUUUCAUCCAUUGACUUCCGGUUCAAGGACAAAGAAAAUCCUAUCAACUAUGUGGUUCAGGUCACCCUGUCUCUCCGUGAAUAUCCCAUUGAUGAAGUGCUGUCAGGACCAUAUCUCUUUGAUCAAUUCAAGCCAGAACUAAUUUCUGAGGUCUUGGGCCUUCUCAUCCCAGACAGAGUGAGACUCACAGUUAUAGCAAAGAAAUUUGAAGGUACCACAGUCCAUAAGGAGGAAUGGUAUGGAAUAGAAUAUUCAAUCAGUGACAUUUACCCUGAAGUUAUCAAGAAAUGGGCACAUCUAAACAUGCACACUGAACUUGCCCUACCUCCAAAGAAUGAAUUCAUUCCAACCAAUUUUGUGCUACAUCCAUUGCCGAAAGAUGCAAAGAAGACCCCUCAACUCAUCGAGAAUUCUCCUCUUUUUCGAGUUUGGUAUAAACAAGAUGACAGAUACUUUCGUCCAAAAGCAAUCCUGAAGUUUCAGUUUGUGAGUCCUUUGGCAUACUUGGAUCCCACACAUUGCAACAUGAAUAAUCUUCUAGUAUGGUUGUUUAGAGAUGCUCUCAAUGAGUAUGCACACUCAGCACAAGUCGCUGGUCUAAAUUACUCUCUAGAUUGUUCCAAAUAUGGACUGCAACUGACAAUAUAUGGCUUCAAUGACUUUCUUGAGAUACUCGCGUCAAACUUCUUGAAGUUUCGUCUCGUUGGAUACGUCGUACGCAACUACUACCUCUCACAGUUGAUGACAGACCGAUCAUGGAGCAUGGAAGACCUUCUGCAAGCACUGCCACAGAUCACAGUUCACAGUCUGGAGAAUUUUGUGAAUUCCUUCCUAUCACAUCUGCAUGUUGAAUGCCUGAUUCAUGGGAAUCUUACUCAAAAGCAAGCAGAGGGCUUCAUUAAUGUUGUGAGGUCCUACUUGAUGGAAAAGGGAUCAGCAAGAACACAUCCAUUGUUUCCUGGUCAAGUAAUUCAGGAUCGAGAAGUUCAGCUAUUUGAUGGUGACAAUUUUUUAUAUUCCCAACCACAUGAAGUGCACGAGAGUUCUUGUGUCAAGAUAUACUUACAGUGCCUUGUUGAAGACACCCACUUCAAUAUGCUGGUGGAGCUUUUCUGUCAAAUCAUCCAUGAACCCUGUUUUGACAUCCUUCGCACAAAAGAGCAACUGGGUUACAUGGUCUUCAGUGGAGUGAGGCGAUCUAAUGGUGUUCAAGGAGUGACUGUUACUGUUCAGUCACUUUAUGCCCCUGAGCACCUCAACACAAGGAUUGAAGCCUUCUUUGACCAUAUUCAGGAAUAUCUAGCUGAAAUGAAGGAAGAAGACUUUGAAAAACACAAAGAAGCCCUGCAUUCAAGAAUUUUGGAAAAACCAAAGAAGAUGAAGGGAGAAAGCUCGAAAUUGUGGGCAGAAAUUACAUCCAAAAAUUAUCACUUCAACCGAGAUGAAAUGGAAGCCGAGCACCUACGUUCCCUCACAAAGGAGGACAUCAUGAAUUUCUAUAAGGACUUCAUACACAAUGGAUCUGAGAAGCGACACAAGCUAGCCAUCUAUGUUCAGUCUAAAGUGAAGCCCAAAGAUCUACUUCUUUCCCCAGAGCAUCAUACACCAUCUCUGAAGCCGGCCAAGGCAGUGGUGGACAUCGUUGAAUUCAAACGUCGCCGGGGGCUCUACCCACAAGCGAAAUCCUAUCUGGAUGUGCCUGUGAUAGGUGGAGGUCUGUCAAAGCUCUGACAGUUGCUCUGCCGUUUCCCAUACCCCUUGAUGUCAUUUUGGGAUGUAUUUAUUGGGGAAGAAUAUCAUGUCUGCAGAUUGUGGACCUGCAGUAUCUGAAUAAAUAUCCAAUUGUACCUU
Darwinula stevensoni is the source of this 3034-nucleotide messenger RNA. Lineage: Eukaryota; Metazoa; Arthropoda; Ostracoda; Podocopida; Darwinulidae. The record is from the annotation of a GenBank genome assembly.